CUGCUCAGAUCGAGUGUCUGUUGGUUGGGGAAAAUCCAUCAAUUAGUAACUUGACAAAACUCAUUUUAAACAUGGGCUCUGAGGUAUCCGUUAAUACUUCCAGGACGCAUCUGGACUGGUAUGAAUCCUCUCUACAGACGCCCUGUGUCCUACCGGAUGUGAGCAUUGAUGAGACCAUGGUGAAGUUUGCCAGCCUCACCUCAAACAUGGAGCUCAGGCAAUACUCCAACCAGUUGGUCCAGAGCGUACCAGACUACAUUGACAGGCUGGGCUCACGUUUGGGUUCACUGAAUUCUGUCCCGAACGCUGUCGGACUUGGUGCACUGGUGAUUUAUUUGUUUAUGGACUUGAUCUUCAAGAGCAACGAGAAAAAGUCCGAAGUUGACGAAAUGUACACGAUGUUCAGACGCGUGUUUGCUGAAGAGAAGGCCUCGUCUGUCCGUGACACCAUGUCAGAGUACGUGGCUCGCCAUGGAGCAUACAUCCACAAUGACGUGCGUUUGCUGGAAGAACUGCAAAGAUUAGAAACGCAGCUAAGCAACCAUCUCACCAUCCUCAAAAACUCCCUGCUGUAUGACAACCAGAUGAGUUCCCGCGGGUUCAAAAUCUGGGCCAACGGAGCCGCCUUCCACCUACAGAUGGUGAUCCACCAGGCUCGACUGAAGAACCCUAGCGGUCAAGAAUAUUCAGACACUGUGAGAACAAUUAACCUGAUGAUUGACAGGUAUACGCAGAACUUAAAUGUUUUAAUGGAAAAAUUCAAGGCCUACAGAAUAAGUACAACUGAAAUAGUACCUCACAAACACGCUUCUUUUGGGGAAUAUGGAGCAAUGUUAUACCAAGUAGGAUGUGAAAUAAGAAGUAAGGAGAAUUACAACUGUCUUGCAAUUCACCAAACGGGGAUAAAAAAUAAUGAUCCUUGUGGACGUGGCGAUUUGGUUGAGGCUUAUGUAAACCAUAUUUUCUCAAAGUACCCUCUGGUUUCAAGCUUAACAGGUAAUUUUUCAGAUAUUAAGCAAAACCUUGAUGCUUUGCUCAAACAACACGAUGCAUUUAAUCCAGUAGACAUUGACAUCACCCCCAAAAAAUAAAAUUUUGACUUGCUCCCUGUAACAAUAGUGUACAGAGAAAUUCUUAAAAUGAAAUGGAAGUAUGCAGCCAAAAAGUUGUAAUAAAUAGGUGUCACAGAGAAAUAGAUCAAUCCUGUCAAAAACAACCCACACUCUUGAAGUUUGUCUAAAAAUCAAAGUGAUCAAAUGUCAAAUUAAAUAUCUUGAAAAUGAUUAUAAUGCACAGAAAAUGUUGAAGCAAAAAGGAUGGUAGCCUUCACUAUAUCAAAGCAGUUACAAAUUUGAGUAUUAAUAAUACUUAAAAAAUAAAAUAAACGUAAGGCUAACAAAAGCAAAAGUUUAGCCCAAAGCAAAAAAAAAAAAAAAAAUUUGAUGAUAACUGUCAUUUAUCUAAAAUGAAACAAACAUCAGUGCAAAUAAGACUGUAAAACAAAGAAACAAUGUCAAUAUUCUGUGUUGCUAUUUAUUAAGGGUGUGUACCAUCCUGGUCUAAGGGAACCAGGGACAACAUGCCUAAUGAAAGCCAACAUAAAAAUUUUCCACAGAGAAAAGAAACAAAAAUUAAAAUUACAGCAACUUAAAGAUGAACAAAUUCUCAACAUUUUACUUCUACUCUUUAUCUCAAACAGCCUCAAAGUAAAGACUUCUAUUUGUUUUCUCACUCUUUUCUCAGACAUCACUGCUCCAUGGCAGUGCCACAGUGUGGGUUAGAGAGGUGAGGAGGAAGCCCAGAACUUAUUUGAAUAAACCUUUUUAAACUGUACUAUCGUACGCAGCCCCUAAAGGCACAUGGGGGGAAAAAAGAAAAGAAACGUAACUCGUGCUCACGAGAAAGUAUAUCUAAGACAUUUUGCCACACAUACAUACAUACACGGUAAUACAUUAAAAAACAAAACAAUCAUGUACAGUACGUACGGUUGGGAAAUCUAAGAUACCGGCAUGUCAUGUGUGACAUAUGUACUGUAUAUAUGGUGAGCAUUUAAUUAAUGUAGGAUACCUCAGUUGGACACAGGAUGGAGAGGGACCGGUGUAUUUCGUGAUAACUUUCACAUAAUUACGUGAUGUCUGUAAAGCACACUUGUUUGCUUUGUACAUGAAAUUGGCUCUAUAAAUACAAUUGAAAUUAAUGAAAUGAAAAGGUGUCCCUUUAGGGGUUCCGUACUUUAGGGGCUCCGUACUACGGUAUACAAUAUAAGAUUUAUUUCCUUAUUUUAUAUUCUGUCAACCUGUUUAUCUAUGACGUGUUAAUAUAUAUAUAUAUAAAUCAAUUGAUUAAUUUUAUAGACAUUUUUAAGUCAUGUUAGGAGAUAGUAAACUUUGCUCGAUUUUAUUUCAUCUUUAUUGUUAACAUCAUUGUGGUGUCAAACCUAGGGCAAUAAAUUAAUAACUUUUUA
Molecule: messenger RNA, 2464 nt
Organism: Cynoglossus semilaevis (tongue sole)
Lineage: Eukaryota; Metazoa; Chordata; Actinopteri; Pleuronectiformes; Cynoglossidae
Exons: 2
Coding region: 72-1091 (339 amino acids)
Source: RefSeq, a predicted model, not a curated record